Drosophila albomicans is the source of this 1473-nucleotide messenger RNA. Its product is annotated as endoplasmic reticulum metallopeptidase 1-like. Gene Ontology annotation, biological process: proteolysis. The record is from RefSeq and is a predicted model, not a curated record. Lineage: Eukaryota; Metazoa; Arthropoda; Insecta; Diptera; Drosophilidae. The transcript has 6 exons. Bases 1 to 1473 code for a protein of 490 amino acids. Gene Ontology annotation, molecular function: metalloexopeptidase activity.
AUGGGCGAUAAGGCUUUACUGAUUACUAACGAACAUGGCAAAGGACCUUUCCGACACUAUACAACAAAAGGCUCCGCUACACAAGGACCAUGGUACUGCGGAAUUAUGUUUCUGCUCUUCUGGGCAGUUCUGUUUUUCUCAAUAGUUAUUCCUCUUUUCUUUCGACUGCCUAUUGUACUACAUCCCGAGGAGGAUUCCGGAAAGGGAAAGUUCAUUGGAGAACGUGCUUACAAGACUCUGAAUGAGCUAAAUAAUAUUGGACCCAGGGUGACAGGCAGUGAUGCUAAUGAAGUCGACACCAUUAAUUUUCUACUAAAUGAAAUAGUAGACAUAAGAGCAAAUAUGCUAGAGGAAUACUUUACUUUGGAAACUGAUGUACAAAUUACCUCGGGAUCCCACAUCUACAGUUCGCUUUUGGAAAUGUACCAAGGAGUUCAAAAUGUCGUGGUCAAACUGUCCUCAAAAAACUCUACAAGCGAGUCUUACCUCUUGGUCAACAGUCACUUUGAUACUGUACUUACUUCCCCAGGAGCAAGUGAUGAUGGAUUUAUGGUUGCCACCAUGCUGGAGGUGCUUCGUGUGAUGGCCACAACUGAAAGGUACUUUGAGCAUCCCGUCGUCUUUCUCUUUAAUGGUGAUGAGGAAAUGGGCAUGCAGGCCUCUCAUGGUUUCAUAACUCAACAUCAAUGGGCUAAGAACUGCAAAGCGUUUAUUAAUCUGGAAGGUGCUGGAGGUGCUGGCCGUGAGAUUGUUUUCCAAACAGGACCUUAUCAUCCAUGGCUAACCAAUUACUACAAGAAAAGUGCUAAACAUCCAUUUGCCACAACUUUGGCUGAAGAGAUCUUCCAAUCCGGCCUAAUACCUUCUGAUACGGAUUACCGAAUUUUUGUUCAGUAUGGCGACAUUCCAGGCUUUGACUUUGCCCAGAUGAUCAAUGGUUACGUUCUUCACUCAAAGUAUGACAGAAUCGAUGUCAUUCCUCGGGGGGCUAUUCAGAAUAGCGGAGAUAAUGUUCUAGAACUUGUCUGGGCUUUAUCUAAUGCCCCUGAAAUGCGUGAUACUAAUGCGUAUAGAACAGGACAUGCAGUCUUCUUUGACUUCCUUGGAUUAUACUUUUUCAACUACACCGAAGAUACCGGAAAGAUUCUGAAUUAUAGCGCUGGUGUGGUUACGCUGCUUUUGAUCCUAGUAUCCGCGUGUCGCAUGUCAGCUUUCUCGAAUUUGUCCUGUUGCCAGGUGAUGCAACGUCUCAUUAUCCUGUCAGUUAUUCAGAUCAUUGCUCUUGUAUUCGCAAUGGGAAUUCCCUUAACUAUAGCUUACGUCAUUGAUAGUUUCGGAUUAUCCUUGAGUUAUUUUAGCUCCACAUAUCUGAUCAUCGGCUUGUACAUUUGCCCAUCGCUAUUUGGUUUAAGUCUUCCAACCAUGAUUUACUAUCAAUUACAGCAAAAUGUAAGUAAACAGAGCUUUAACUGA